This is a messenger RNA of Lutzomyia longipalpis, 1568 nucleotides long. RefSeq names its product queuine tRNA-ribosyltransferase accessory subunit 2. The transcript is spliced from 3 exons. Gene Ontology annotation, molecular function: tRNA-guanosine(34) queuine transglycosylase activity. Lineage: Eukaryota; Metazoa; Arthropoda; Insecta; Diptera; Psychodidae. Bases 100 to 1413 code for a protein of 437 amino acids. The record is from RefSeq and is a predicted model, not a curated record.
AGUGAGAUAGAUAUAGAAUACGCGCGAAUCUUAAAGCCUUCUCGCUCACUCUAUUUUGAUCACUUCCCACAAAAAACUCCCAAUUUCUGUGAAAAAAUCAUGAAAUUCGCAAUUGAAAGUGUUAGUAAGUGUUCUGGAAGACUUGGGAAGCUAUCUGGGAUCGAGAGACUCCCUGACAUUUGCCUGAAGACUCCAAUUCUCUUCCAAAACACCCGGGGCGGGAGUAUUCCUUACAUCUCUAGGGAGGUUGCAGAACUGACCACUGACCUCCGAGAGACCCCAAUUGCUGUGAAUUUAGCCACAACAUGGGAAAUGUUGGAUGUUGUUGGUGCAUCCGGAAAGGGAAUUUCCUCUUUCACUGCUCUACCGGAAUGCCCGACGUUUCUCUGCAUCCGGGACACGAGUGAGGAAUCCAAGGGGGGUCAUCAUGAGAAGGGGGGUGUACCAAUGUUCACACGACAUGGGAAACGUGUGGUAAGUCCGGAAAUAUUUAUGGAUUUUGUGGAAGCUUUUCAGCCGGAUUGCUUCCAUUUGUUAUGCGAUGGGGACACAACGACUACCUCGUCCAAGAAGCGAGGGAUUCAGUCUGUGACAAGAAGCAUUGAUUUUACUGAAAAAUGCCUGGAGAGAGUGAGGAAGAGCGAUGGGGGGAGUAAGUUGAGGAAAAUGUUUAUCCUGGCGCCAAUUGUGGGUGGAUUUAGCCGGAUAAAUCGAGAGAAGAGUAUUGAAUUUGCCAAGGGGAUGGAAGAAAUUGGGGGGUUUUUCAUUGAUGGGGUACAUGCAAAUGGGGAGACGGCUCUGUUUGUCCCUGAGGAGGAAAUUCUCGGAAUUGUUAAGCUCUGCACUGAGAAUCUUCCGGAAGAGAAAUUCCGGAUGAUUUUUGGGGCUUUUCCACCACUCCUGGUGCUCAAGAUGGUGCAAUUGGGUGUGGAUGCAUUCGAUAGUGCCCUUCCGCAUAUCUACAGCCUCCGAAAUCGUGCCCUUGUGUUUGAUUUCGAUGGGCGGAAGCAUGGGAGGAAGCAUCAGCUUCACAUUGAUCUCUCCCUGGAAGAGUUUAGAGAGGAUUUCGGCCCAAUUCUCGCUGGGUGCGAGUGCCUUGCUUGCCGGGAGCAUACAAGAGCCUACGUGAGGCAUUUAAUUGACUGCAAGGAACUCAUGGGGACCAUCCUGCUCAAUAUCCACAAUUUCCAUCACUAUCGUGGCUUUUUCAAAGCAAUUCACCAACACAUUGCCAAAGAUUCCCUUCCGGAACUCAUUGCAUCAAUUGAGGAGCAAAGUAAAGAGGAGAAUUUUGCAGAAAUCUUCCCGGAAAAGCAUCCAAAUGGCCUCAGGAGGUCUCAAAGUUCAUCAGCUAAUGAUUCCGGAGGGGAGGAAGCACCAAAGGAUCCCCCGGAAGCAACAGAAGCGAAGUAAAAGGGAAAUUAAAUAAAUAAAUUUAACAACUUUUUAUUGUUCUUUGUGAAAAGUUGAGAAUUUUACAUUAAAAGAAUAUUUUUUUUUAUUAUAUAUAAUUUAAACCAGUAAAUAGACAUAAGAAAUUACAGCUAAAAAAUAAAUUAUUCCAUGAA